CCGCCUCGGCUCGCCUCGCCGCCAGCCGCUCCUCCGCCGUCGGAUCGCCGGAGCCCGCCCUCAUCCGGCCGUCCGUCCGGCAAUAAAUGCGGCUUCCUCCACCCCACCCCCCAGCGACCUUCCGAAAAAGGCAAGCGACGCGCGCCGCGGCACUGGCUGGCCCCACGCUGAGCUGAGUGGGAUCGCUCGCUCGCUUGCUCUCCUCCUCCCCCCAUGGCGGAGAGGAAGAGGCGGAGGCGGGCGGGCGGGGAGGCGGAGGCGGAGGAGUGGGAGAGGCGGAAGAGGGGGAGGAGGAGGGGGAGGGGAGGGGGAGGAAGGGACCCCGUGGAGGUUCUCGGGGAGGAGGUGAUGGGGCGGGUGAUGGAGCUCCUGGACGCACGCAGCGUGGCACGAUGCACCGCGGUGUCCCGCGCCUGGCGCGGGGUCGCCGCCGACGACCGCCUCUGGGCACCCAAGUGUGCAGAAAUGUUGGCGGGAAAGGCACAUAUUCCUCUUUUGACUAUGAUACCCACUGCAUCAAGGUUAUCAACCUAUUCAAUGGCCAUCAUGGAUGGCAAACGGACUAGGAUCACAAAAGAGGACCUCUGCGAUCAUGAUUGGGAAUUCCGCUUCACUAUAGCAGCGCCAGAAUACUGGAGAAACCUUGAUCCGUCAUGGAAACAUACUGGUCCACCGAUGCGACGGUACUUCCACCCUGAUGGUUACCACAGCGCAGAUCCUCAUGAUGCUGUAUGGGGUGGCCAUGAGUGCACGUACACGAUCAUAACAAGCUUUGCUGGCGAUGGGCAGAUCAGGGAUCAUUACGUGAGGAUCAAUCGGUGGCCGCCGAUGAAGGUGUCGAGGAAGGAGGAUUGGAGCUGGGAGCUGUCCAACCAUCUCUACCGCUACAACAGCGUCCCCGACGGUAACAAGGGAUGUACAGGCCCUCUGUUCCCAGUUUGGUGAAAUUCACACUCCUACGGUAGCAGUAACCAUAACCAGUAGUAAUCGUAGUGUUGCUAUCGCCAGCUCGUAGAAACAGGCCUAGGAUUGCUCCUGACCCUGAUGAACCGUGAUAGCAAGAGGCUUUUGUCUGGAUGCUAUAUAUGAGCUAUGAACAUCGGUGGACUUUUAAGCUUUAGUUUCAUGGUCUGUAACAUAGUAGGACAUGCGUACCGUAUGUGUAAGGUGGUAGUUAUUUUGUUAAAUUCGAGGGCCUGUAACCUAUCCUCAACCUUUGGAUGGCUCAUGGCUGGACGUCGUAUGGUGAACGGUAAACUAUUGUGCUGUUACGUAUGCAACGAACUGCAUGACUCAUACUUCUGCUCCUGAGAAAUUUCAGAUGAACUCUAAUGGAUGCAACUUGAGUUCUUCUAUGCAUGGCAGCUGAAUGCUUCGAAGUGGAACUUCAUUUCUGUGCUAAUCGAAC
Oryza brachyantha (malo sina) is the source of this 1408-nucleotide messenger RNA. RefSeq lists its product as uncharacterized. The record is from RefSeq and is a predicted model, not a curated record. The transcript is spliced from 4 exons. Lineage: Eukaryota; Viridiplantae; Streptophyta; Magnoliopsida; Poales; Poaceae. The coding region runs from base 214 to 945 and encodes 243 amino acids. Gene Ontology annotation, molecular function: protein binding.